AUGUGGUUCAACGCAAGUCUUGACAAUGUUCAUCGCUUACACUCCAACAUCAAGCUACGAAGAAGUCGCUUUUAUAUGGAUCUAGAGAAGUUCUACAACAAAGAUCAUACUUUCUACGAGGUCAUAAUUGCUAAUUUGAACGCCAAAAUUGGCCCCAGAAGAACGCCUGAAGAACUUCACAUCGGAACCCACGGCCCACAAUGGAAUGAGCAAAAAGAGAGGCUUUCCGAGUUUAUAAUGACGACUAAGACAAUCCAUAGGAGCUCGCAAUUCCAGCUCUCCUCUCUACGCUGGACGUGGGAGUCAUCCGCUGAAGGACACCAUUCUGAAAUCGACCACAUCAUGGUCAGUAAAAGGUUUUGCCUGACGGAUCUCCCUAUUGUACCAAAAAUUCAUACGAGAUCAAACCAUCGCUUUCUUCGAGGAGGAUUUUCUUUCACACGGAAGGAAGAAAAAGCCGCGAGGUUUACAAAGCGAACUCCCAGAACCAUCAUAGACUGGGAGCUCUUCGCUCCGUUUGUCGGCUUCUGGGAAGAUACCGUCAUGGACAACAUCGACGACGAAUAUGAACGGCUUGUAGAACAUCUUGAGGACUGUACGAGGAAAGCGAAGAGUUUCGAAACAACCAAGAGGCGCAUGUCUUCGGAAACUCUAGAGCUUAGAGCGUCAGAGUGA
This is a messenger RNA of Necator americanus (New World hookworm), 675 nucleotides long. RefSeq lists its product as uncharacterized. NCBI's taxonomy places the organism in Eukaryota, Metazoa, Nematoda, Chromadorea, Rhabditida, Ancylostomatidae. The transcript has a single exon. The coding region runs from base 1 to 675 and encodes 224 amino acids. The record is from RefSeq and is a predicted model, not a curated record.